CUGGGUUAGACAAGCAGUAUGGCGGAAGAGGAGAGUGAACUGGAGUUGGACAGGUUUAAGAAAGAAUUGGAGAGUUUGCUGAACGACGAGUGCCGACUGCAGAGCAGGUCGUAUUGCGCGAGGUUUUGCGAGCUGGUUGAGGAAUACACGAGUCGAUGGCAGGUGCCCCUUCCACAGCUGCAAGUCCUGAGGAGCGCCCUGUGCGCGUUUGUCCGCGGCACAGCAUCAUUCCCGUCUGAUUGCGAGCACGUGCGCUACACUCUGAGCAGUCUGGCUCUGAGCGUCUUUGAGCUGCUGCUGUUCUUUGGGAGAGACGAGUUCCCCGAGGACCCUCUAAAAGAUAUUCUGGACUCAUUUCAGGAAUGCCACUCGAGUCUAGUGAGGUACCAGAACGUGUACCUGUUGCAGGUUAGACACAUUAUCAGAGAUGGAGGUCCUUGGGCUAGUCCUUUACUGGAGGGAAUCCUAAAGGAAGUGGAGCAACCACAAGAAGAAGUUGACCGGUACCUCAGCUCUGAGCUGUUUAUGUUUUUCGAGUUGCGCGUUCGUUACCUGCUGGCGUGUGAGCGGACCCGCGAGGCCAUGGCGCUAGCCCUGAAGUGCAGUCAGAACCCGAGCGCAGGCCGAUGUCUCUUCUUCAAGCAGGCCUACCUCUCCUGUCUCUGGAAGUCCUCUCAACAAGAACGCGUCUACAUGGAGAUGGCAGAGAUCGACGGGAAGGAUGCAGUGGAGAUCCUCUGCAUUGCAGAGAAUGAAGAGAAGGACGAGCUGCUCCUGGAGCUUAGCAAAGGCUUCCUAUUGCAGCAGCUCCGAAGCGGAGACAUGUACUACCUUUGGGAUCUGGUCUUCAUCUGGUGCAAAUUGUUCCUCCGAGUGAAGGCCCCGGGAAAACACUUCCUGCAAGAAUGCAAAACGUUGCUCAUGUCAGCCACCAACGUCAAAGCAAUCUUUCCAUUCAUGAAGGUGAUCUUGUCCGAGAAUUUGGGAAAAGAAGGCCUUACUUUUUGCGUGGAGCUCUGCGCCCAGGCCCUUCAGACUGACCUCAAGAACGACCCCGUCACCAAAUCUCUCAUCUACAAAACCAUUGCGUACCUGUUCCCCAAUGACCUGGAGAUCUGUAGAGCCUGUGCGCUGCUCGUCUUCUUUUUGGAGCGCACGGUCGAGGCCUACAAGACCGUCUUCUUUUUGUACAACCACCCAGACCUGGAGUACCAUCUGGACGCCAGUCACGUCAGGAACAACGUUCGCUUUGAGGUCAUCCGGAUCCUAAAAAAGGGCCUGUUCUUCGACCCCGAAUUCUGGAGCCUUCUGAACAUCAAAACAAACUGCCUGAAGCUCAUGAGGGACGAGGUAGCCCGAGCCGCCCUUUGUGAAAUCACGGAGGAGGACCCAUGGGGCCCGAGUUACUGCGUCCGAGAGCACUGCAAAUGCCGGGCAGAGCCAGACAGGACCGCGGUUAGGCAGGAAGAGAGGCCUGGUAGUAGAGACAAUGAGGAGGAACGGGUCCCGAGCGCUUCUGCUGAUGUGUCUUCCGAAAUCCUGGAGUAUAAGAGGAGAGGGAGGAAACCAGGGUCGCGACUCGGCAAGGGUCUGGAGCCGUUUUCAGUCCGGCGUUCCUUCAGGCAGCUGGAUUCGGCACAAAAUCAUGCCGGGCAGCUGAACAACAGAUGUCAGAGGUUUCUCACUCGACAGGCAGAGAAAAAUAUUCUAAAACGGCGGGGCAGGAAACCCCGAUGGCUUUUAGAACAGUUGGCCGCACUGGAAGAAAACACUGCUCCCGGGCAACCGAAGAAACCAGGAAGGAAACCAAACCCGUUCAGCUCGCUCAAGGGCCUUUUGGUCGACACGCCUGUCAUCGAGAUCACCAUGGAAUAUUCGUACCCUGAUAACGAAGUCGAGCUGCCUGUCGACGUCCAGGGCCGGUCCACGUCCAGAACGACUUCUUCCACAGAGCGUCGCUCCGACCGAGCUCAGACGGGGCCUUGUAUUAAAGCCCCGGACUCGUUCCUUCAGCUGCUGUUCGAGAAGCCUCCCUGUUCAUGGAAAGAAGACGACUUUCAGUCACAGGACAUCAUGGUCGCGAUUAGAAAAUUCCACACCUACGCAAAAGUGCCUGAAGAGGAGGGAAGCCCUUCGCUCCUUCACCUUAUGGAUACUGCAGCAUUAGCAGCUCCGCUCGCCGUGAAGCAAGAAGAUGGUCUUCAGCCUGUAAAGGAUCCGAGUGAACCAGUCGACGGGACUAAAGUGACCUCACUGACCGCUGCUGAAACCCAGGAGAUCCACGUUGUUAGCGACAGAGCCGAUCCGUCAUCGCUUUCAGCUGAAGUCCAAGCUGAUGGUAAAAUCACUACUUCUAUUACUACUACUACUGCGGUCAAUUCUCCCAAAGAUCAUAGCGCUAGCGUCGCGUUUGACAGUAGUGUUCAAGUGCUGGAAAACGCCCCGGAAGUUUCUAGUCUUGGUACUACACCUGACAAAGCUACUGAUUACGUUUGUACAACGUCUGAAAAAGAAACUGACAGUAUUUCUACCUCUGAAAACGCACCUCCUCCUCCUCUUCCUCCUAAUAGCACACCUGAACUUGUACACCAAAGUCAAGUUUGUACCCCCAAAGGAAUCCUGGACACUCAUGAACACGGAGUCGAGGACGUGGCAGACGGCUCGAAAAACACGAGCGCAGCCGAAAUCAUUCUUGAGACUCCUGUCGUUCUGGAAGAAUCGAAAGCUCAAGACCAGGCGUUGCAGCAGACCGUGGAGGUCGAGACGCCGCGAGACUACGGCUCCUCUGCUGUACCUGAUGCUCAGACCAAACGCCGGUGCAAGCUUUGCAAUAAAACCUACGAGACGCCUCUUAGCCAUGCUUUGUGGCAUUACCGGAAUGAAAAGAAGUGCAUGUUUUGUGACAAGCUGGCUAUGACUCGUGGAGCCUUGCAGCAUUUCCAGAAGCACAUAAAAAAUUUGGGUAAGGAGGAAAGUCAGGUCGAGACCAAGAAGCGCGAGGAGGUUGUAACUGAAGCCGCCGGAAGCCCCGAAAAGACCGUUCAAGAGUCGCCGCCGAAGAAAGCAAAGCCUGGAUUCGCACAGAUCAAGUCAAGACUGCUAAUGAGAUUAAAACUGACCAGGAAAGCCAGAACUCAGAGCGAGACGGAGAAAAGCUCAGAUAAGGCCGAAACGGCUCUGAAGGAGACGGACGCGAAGACAUCCGAAUCAGCACCAGAGCAAAAAGAGAUUAGCGCGAAGGACGAUAAGCAGAGCGUCCCGCACGAGACGAUAAGAUACGUAACAAGAGGUUCGAUUAAGAAGUCUGAGCACAAGGGACGCCUGCUUAGGGCCAAGCUAGGUAGGAAAGGAAAGCCUCUGAGAGUGAGGACGGGGGGAGACGGUUCAGCACCCAAGGACGGUUCCAUUCACAGGCUGAACGGAGUAACGGAAAAGAAGCGGAAAAUGUGGUGGCGUCAGGAAGACAUCGGUCUCAAAACUGAUAAAGAUGUAGCACGAGGAAAAGAAGAGAAAAAGACUAUUUUAGAGAAAUCUGAGAAGACGGCGAAAAGUAACAGGGUUAAUUAUAACAUCAGGACCAAAGCUGACAAGGCGACCAGCAAUAAUACCGAAGAGGAAAGUAAAAACUCAGAGUUGCUCGAGGAACCGAGGGCAAAGAAGAAAAAGUAUGGAGAGAAUGAGAAGAAACGAAAAAAUGAAGAAGCAGCUACGGAAAAGAAGAAUGUAAAAAAACAGAAAAAUGGGUCAGAGGCGGAAUCCAGCGAGACCCCGAAGACUCUGCGGAAGAGGAGAGUUGGUAGUACCCCUGCGGUCGGCUGUCCCGUAGACGCCUGCACGUUCCAAGCCAUGCCGGGCCCGGUCCUUUCGCACGUCCUCAUCCACCACCCGGGUGACACGAACGCCCUUGAGUUCUUCUACAACCUUGCUGCCAAAAAGUGCGUGUUUUGUGCCAGAAGGAUCUGGAGUCCUCAGCACUUCUUCGACCACGUGGUCUCUCACCGGGGUAACCUCAAACACCCGUGCUACCACGUGGCCUGCCAGAAGAGGUUUAAAACACGGACGGACGUGGGUGACCACAUGGAGAGGGACCACAAUCCUCUGAAAGCGAGCUGCUGCUUCCCUGCGUGCACGGUGGAAUCCACCAGCCUUAAGGAUUUGUACAGCCAUGAAAAGAAUCAUUACAAAACGGUAAAAACAGUAACUUCCACUGAGAAGGGUGCGGACAAACCCGGCCUCAAAGCAUCAAGAGUAAAGAGCGCUCCAGAAGUAGCAGCAGCACAACAACAACAAGAGCAACAAGCAACUCAAAGCAUCUCAACAGAUAACGAGAAUCCACCUCCACCUUUUCCACCCCCUCCACCACCACCAGGUGAAAUUAGCAAACUGAGAGCUCAAAAACCAGAAGAUGAAAAGCCUUUGACGCUAAAUAGAAGCUCGGUGAACUACGGCAGCAAGAGCUCCCGGCUUGUCAACGGUCACGGCGAGCAUGCGCAUGAAUCCGGCGUUAAAGCGCACCCUGCUAUCAUGAAAGAGCAGGACGCGAAGUCCGAGCAGGUGGCGGUCAAGCCGUUCAGCAGACUCCCUCCUUCGGCAUACUUGGACGAGCUGUAUCUUAGCAUGCCCAAAAAGUGGAGGAGGCCCCAAGCACCUGCCAAAGGCCUAGAGUCGAACGAUGAUGUCCUCGUCAAGAGGCAGAGCUGCUCGCGCUGUAACGCGUCCUUCGAUGGUGAGGAGGAGCUCCAGCUGCACCGGGAUAAAUGCACAUCCCUUUUCGGCUUCGAUUCAGAUGAUGAAAAUGCCUUCUAAAGAGCACUGCUGCUGUGGACGGUGAAAAAAAUCAAGUCAACGACAAAAAAAAAAAAAAGGACCGUUCUGAUAAAAAGGCUAUUAAACUGAGAGCUUGUCUGACGGCUUGGACAUCUCCCUGGACCGGUUCAGAGAGAGACGUCCUGUAUUACUCACACCACUGCGGAUUUGCAGCGCGUGACAAGAUGCAGAGCUCCAUUGCGAAUUCUGUUUUAAAGUGUGCUGCAGUAUUUGAAAAACAACGCUAGGUUUAACGUUGUGGUCAUAAGGAGGAUUCUGCCUCAACCUCGACCUGCGAUAGACUUGUUUUUUUUUGUUUUUUUUGCUUCAAGAAGUGCAAAGUGUCGAUAUAAUUGCAAUGGCAAUGAAAGCUGGAAUUUUCAGCAAGUUUUGGAAAAUAUCUGGUUAUUUGUGAACUUUUGUCACAGAUUUUUAUUAGCAUUUAAUCUCCCAGAUCUGGCUGUCUCGCAUUCCUUUGUACUCUAACGAGCAAACCAGUCGCUCGUCACCGAUUUAGAUUUAUUAAAGGAUUUGCCUAUAUAUUUAUAUAUAUAUAUAUAUAUAUAUAUAUAUAUAUAUAUAUAUAUAUGGCACGGAGGACAAAUCAAUUCUCACAAGUUUUAAUGAAAGAUAAAAUGAUGACAGAGCAGUAUUUGAUGAUAUAUUUUACAUCGUAGAGCUGGGGAAAAAGACAAUUUGUUUCGAAAAGUGCGAUCGGUGGCAGUCACGAAACCUCUCAUGACAUUAAUGUAUAUAUAUAUAUAUAUAUAUUUCUAAAGCUCUUCUCUUAACACUCAAAUAACAAUGAGAAGAAUCAAUUGUCUCACAACCGAGGCAUGACUGAUCUGUUCUACACAAGGACAUUGAUUUACUAAUUUAAUUUAUUCAUAUUCUUUUUUUUUUUUCUUUCUUUUUGUAUUUUAUGUAAAUGUUUGGACAGUUUGAACGAUAUAUAAUAGGGAUGGGUUAAUAUAGUGGGUUUAUAUAUCAAGAGUUUUUCUGGCCUACAAAAAAAAAAAAUUAAACGUGUAUUAC
Messenger RNA from Clarias gariepinus (North African catfish), 5841 nucleotides. RefSeq names its product zinc finger protein 654 (gene znf654). The transcript has 9 exons. Gene Ontology annotation, biological process: regulation of transcription by RNA polymerase II. Bases 19 to 4806 code for a protein of 1595 amino acids. Gene Ontology annotation, cellular component: nucleus. The record is from RefSeq and is a predicted model, not a curated record. Gene Ontology annotation, molecular function: DNA-binding transcription factor activity, RNA polymerase II-specific; DNA binding. NCBI's taxonomy places the organism in Eukaryota, Metazoa, Chordata, Actinopteri, Siluriformes, Clariidae.